CCACCGGGACUCGCGCUCCGCACUGGAAAGACGAACGUGUACUUUGUCCGCUGUGGUGUACUUCCAGCACGGCGUUAACUGUGAAAAGACUGCCAGGAUUUCAUGUGGUUCCGUCCUCCCACUGUUGGGAGUUAAUUGUGUAAUUAGCCUGUUGCUCGACCUCCUAAGGAAAAGUUUUUUUUUUUCCUCUUCCAGGAAAGUUCGGAAAAGGUGGUUGUGAGAACGACCAAUCCUCUCUGUCUCAUCGAUGUCGUCUGAAGCCACGCCUAUCCAGGGAUCUCCACCCCUGUGCUCCACGACUCCUCCCUUGGUCUCGGGGUCGCCCCCUGUCUCUCCCUCCUCCCCGACCUCCCCCGUGUCCCCGGGGUCCUUGCGUCUGCCAGGCUGCCGUCACCGGGACCGGUCUCCCUCCCCCAUGAGGGGCUACCUCAUCCCCAGCCCCCUGCCCACCCGGCGAACCAGAACCAGCUCAGCUACUGCGCGAGCAGCUGAGGGCCCGUCAUUUAAAGGUGUGUGUAAGUGUUUCUCUCGCUCUAAAGGACACGGCUUCAUCACACCAUCUGACGGAGGCAGCGACAUCUUCGUCCACAUCUCUGAUAUUGAGGGAGAAUAUGUGCCCAUGGAGGGGGACGAGGUCAGCUACAAAGUGUGUUCCAUCCCUCCGAAGUACCAGAAGGUCCAGGCAGUAGAUGUUACGAUCACCCACCUCAAGCCAGGAUCGAAGCAUGAGACCUGGGGUGGGGCUCUGCUUAGCUCCUCCUGAGUCAUGGAGGUUCCUGGAGGAAAUGUUAAAGAGAAUACCUUUAUUUUUUAUUUUGUGGGUUUGACUAGUGCUCUGUGGGUUUGAUUAGUGCUCGAUGUGGGUUUGAUUAGUGCUCGAUGUGGGUUUGAUUAGUGCUUGAUGUGGGAUUGGAAGGGUUGUUAUUUGAGUGGGAAGACAUCAUUUGACAGGAAUGUUUAUCAAGGAAUGUUUAUCAAAUAAAGUUGUAUUCGACAAUCA
Esox lucius (northern pike) is the source of this 1000-nucleotide messenger RNA. It is a transcript of the gene carhsp1, whose product is annotated as calcium regulated heat stable protein 1. Bases 248 to 763 code for a protein of 171 amino acids. Gene Ontology annotation, molecular function: mRNA 3'-UTR binding. Gene Ontology annotation, biological process: regulation of mRNA stability. The record is from RefSeq and is a predicted model, not a curated record. The transcript has 4 exons. Gene Ontology annotation, cellular component: cytoplasm. NCBI's taxonomy places the organism in Eukaryota, Metazoa, Chordata, Actinopteri, Esociformes, Esocidae.